GAGGGUUACGGUGUUAUGAGUCAUGCAGUCAUACGGUGUGGUCUAGCUUGUGUGGUUGUGGUCGUGUGCGAAGUUGCGAACGCGAAAUAUCUUCCGAGGAUACCCAAUUCACCCACGACCUUACAAGGCGGCAUGUGUGGCGGAAGCAAGCAUCAGUCCCGAUAAGAUCCAUGCAGGAAGCACAUCAGCUGCUCAAGAAGCAGGAAGUGGGCAUCGAUUUUCUGCCCGGGACUGCACGCUCGCAGCUGCCCAUCGAUUCCGAAACCAGAAUGAUGCGCGAGAAACGACCCGUCCCGAGUUGUUCCGCCGCAGCCCUGCAUCCAGCUUAGAGCCGGCGACGUGCUAUAAGUCGAGCCAAGCAGGCUCAAUCCUCGCUGUGCGAGUCUCCGAUUCGGUCGCAGCCGACGAUGGAGGAGAAACGCGUGGCGGACUAUUUUGUGGUGGCGGGACUGCCGGAGAAUCCGCGCUUCCUGGAGGAGGACUUCUCGGCGGUGCAGUCUCCGCGGGCGGCCGACACCCUGCUUCCGGUGACUGACCUGGCAGUGAUAAUCCGCAGCCAGGGAGAGACGCCGCCCGCUGGAUACGAGUGCCUGGAGACGACGCCACUCGGGUUUCCCGCAGACUUGAACCACGGCAGCUUGCGGAGUCCGAGCAUUUAUCUGUGCUACCGGAGGGGCAGGGACAAGCCACCUCUCGUCGACAUUGGGGUGCUGUAUGAAAACAAGCAGCGUAUCAUGGCUGACAGCGAGGUGCUCAAGAAGACACCGUACGGGCGUCCAGCCAACGUCAACAACAGCGGGUCACGGACGUUCCUCACCUACCGGAGAGCCGCCGAGAACGCCCCCUGUAACCAGCUGGUGGUCACUGACCUCUGUCUCAUCCUCGCCAACAAGGGAGAGACGCCUCCACACGCUUUCUGCAAGAUAGACCGUAACCUCAACAAGGGCAUGGUGGGGUCGGAUGUGUUCCUCUGCUACAAGAAGUCUAUGAACAGGCCAGACCUAAUCUGCUAUGAGCCAGGCAUCCUGGACCGCUUCCCCCGGGAGAACUAUGCAAGCUUUGCGCUGCCGGAGCAGAUAGCGCUGUUCUGCCUGCCCAUGGGAGCGACGGUGGAACUGUGGCCCCGGAAGGCACUCCAGCCCCGCCCGACCUUCUCCACCUUCGUGCUCACCCUGGACUCCGCCGAGAAGUUGUACGGAGCGUCGAUCACCUUCUACGAGCGCAUCCCCGAGGAGCUGCUGACCCCGAGCCAGCGGGAGAAACUGACCGGUGAGGACGGCCCGCUGUCGGAGGACCAGGUGGUCUGUGCCAACAAGUCCAUCUGCAUCCUGUCCCACUGGCCCUUCUUUCGCACCUUUGAGAAGUUCCUGCGCUUCCUCUACCGGCUCUCCUUCAACAAGACCUCCGUGGUGUCCGUCGAGAGGUACAUCUCUCACUUCAUGCUGGACAUCCCAUUCCCCUCUGUUCAGCGGCCAAGAAUAUGGAUUCAGCUGGAAGAUGAGCAUGUCUCGCUGUCGCAACUUGAAGACACGCCGCUGCCAUUGAGUGGAGCAUCCUUCAAGGAGCUGCUGAAAACAUUGGGGCCGGACAAUUGCCUCUGUGUGCUGUUGCUGGCGCUGACCGAGCAAAAGAUGUUGUUCCACUCCUUGAGGCCCGACGUACUGACAAGCGUUGCCGAAGCAGUUGUGGCACUGAUGUUUCCAUUCCACUGGCAAUGUCCGUAUAUCCCGCUCUGUCCCUUGGGGCUCUCGGAUGUGCUCAGUGCUCCGGUGCCUUUCAUUGUUGGUGUGGACUCGAGGUACUUUGACAUGUACGACCCACCCCAGGAAGUGGCAUGUGUGGAUCUUGACACCAACACCAUCUUCAUAAAUGAAGAAAAGAGCUUUCUGAACCUCAAGCUUCUACCAAAGAAGGCCGUACGAACAUUACGGAACAACUUGCAAACUCUGUACGAAAAAGUGUGUGUGUACGAGAACAAUGUUGCCAACGUCGCAGCUGCGCAGAAGGCAAUUCCCGGCGACAUCGGGCCUUUUGACCGCGAGAUUGUCCUUCAUAAGAAAGAGAGACGCCUGGAGCUGGAGAUCCAGGAGGCUUUCUUGCGCUUCAUGGCCGGCAUCUUGAAGGAUUUCCGGGCAUACCUCAAGCCCAUCACCACCGCCCCCAAACCGGGUGUCACCGACCCCAACUCGCUGUUUGACCUCCAGGGCUUCCUGAAGAGCCGGGACAAGAACUACCACCGCUUCUACUCGAUGAUGAUGCACACGCAGAUGUUCACGCGCUUCAUCGAGGAGCGCUCCUUCGUCUCGGACAAGGAUGUGAGCCUGGCGUUCUUCGACGAGUGCUCCGAGCGCGUCGACGCCAGCGGGGAGUCCUCGGAGCACCUGCUCCUCGAGGUGGCGGGAUCUGCGCAUAGCCACGAACACACGGUGUUCAUCUCGGCGCCCGAGUCGACACAGCCGCCGUCCGAGAAACAGCAGGCAGCCGCAGUGGCUUCGGCCGCAUCUGUGGCUUUUGGCGGCUUCGGCUCCCUGAAUCCGGCUCUGUACCACCGCCAGCCCGCAACAUCUUUGUUGAGCGUGCCCAGCGAAGGCGCACCGACCGCCAGUCCCAUUGCCAGGCGAACCAAACAGGAAGUGAAGUCUGCGCUCAGGGCUGCAAGAAUGCAGGCUGAAAAUCCAGUCCAGUGGGCAAAGUGUCUGGCAGGCACCACCUACAGUGUGUGGUUCCUGCACCUGCCAGCGUACUCCAAGACGUUUCCUUCCAAGGUGAAGUCGCUGCGACUGGCCGACGAAGUUCUUCAUCGCAUGCAGUUCCUCAGGCUCCCAGCCCCAGAUGAGGUUUGCUACCGGAUUCUGAUGCUGUUGUGUGGCCAGUACAGCCAGCCGGCACUGGCUGUCAAGGUGCUGUUUGACAUGAAGAAGCAUGGCAUCCAACCUAAUGCCAUCACCUACGGUUACUACAACAAGGCGGUGCUGGAGUGUGACUGGCCGACGGGGGAGAGCGCGCGCUGGGCCAAGCUGCGCAACGUGGUCCAGGCGGUGUCCCAGUUCAAGCAGGGCCUGGUGCGGCGCCAGCGGACCAGUGUGGCCAGCAGUCGCACCAGCCUGGAAGACUCCUCAGCCAGGCCCUCCCUGGACCACUCGGGGCUUCUGCCUGCGGACCUGCUGCCGGACCUUCUCACCGGAAGGACGGCGGCCGAUGACCACUCCAGCUCCGGGGGCCAAUCGGACGCUGGGUACGGCUCGACCAAUCAGGAGGAGCAUGCCAAGUCCUCCUCGCAGUCCAGCGAAUCGUAUGCAGUCGAGGGCUCUCAGGAAUUCGCCGGACCUCUUUUCCAAGCUAAAGAACCGACAGCUCCGCACCAGAGACAGCGAAGAAGCGGCGUGGUGCAGAGUCUUCGGUUCGACGAGCUGGACUUCUCAGAGUCGGACCGCUUCCGGAACCGAGUGAAUAGCGUGGUCCGCAGCUCAGCCGGAGUCUUCGGAAGUGGAUCAUCGUUCUCGGACACGCUCGUUCCGUCAGCGGGCGUACUCAUAACGAGCGAGGCGAUGCGGCAGGCCGACGAGUUCCUCCGGCGUAACGGCGGCACCGGCGUCGGAGCGCUGCGCUGCCUGCACAUGCGCCGGCGCCACCGUAGCGCCAACGACCACGCAGCCGGCUGCACCAUCAACAACGGCACCAGCUGUCGUGGUGCAACGGAAGCCAGGGAGGGCUCCGCCCGGUUGUUUGGGAGGUCGUUGAACCCGGUCGCGGAUGGCUUGGGCCCCACGCGCGAGCGUAGAGAGAGCCUGACGCGGGCCCCGGAGGAGUCUAGGCUGACGCCGCUGGUGGAGGCUGCCUCGCCAUGCGAGAGAUCGGCAGCAGAUGCCUCGCUUUCGGGCAGCCACGAGAAUGACCUGCUUGGAUCUUCACUCAAGCAGCGGGAAGCAGUCGACAAACCCGAACCUUCGUUGCUAGACGACGACCUCGGCUCCGAGACCGAAGCCUCACCUCAAACGACGCCACAGUUUCCCAACUCGCCGCCCGACACACCCCUCGGAUCGGAAACGUCAUCUUUGCACCCAACGCCACCACGGUCGAAGCAGUCGACCCCGCCGAGGCGAUCCACGCCUCCGUCGCGCUCCUCGGCGUCGCAGCACCGCACCUCCAGCGGGUCACCGGCGAACCUGGUGCGGACCAUCGAGCAGUCGCGCGAGUUCCUCAGCUCGACGCUGAGCCCGCUGCGCGAUGCCUGGCAGCAGAUCGACUUCUCGGGAGCGGCGGCGUCAUUCUCGUCGUCGCUGGGACUUAAAGCGCGGAAGUUCUCACUGGGAUCGAAGAUGACCUCAACGGUGACGCGGAGCUCGACGUUCCACGGUGGAAGGGAGAAGGCCAGCUCAGCGCGGUCGUCUCCGGCCCGCUCCACAUCGCAGAUGGAGAGCCUCGCCGAGCAGUUGAAGUUUGCCUUUGCUGACUACACAUCGGGUGCGGACGAUAGUCCGGAAAAUACGGUGAAGCCUGCGCUGGCGCCUGCGGUGUCUCCCCCGGCAGCCCCGCCCUCCCCGCUUCUCGAGGGGGCCCCUCGGGGGUUGUCAAGGUCGUCAACCCUGCCGUACUCCCCCCGGCGCCGUUACACCCCUUCCCCGGUGGCAGCGGCCCCGCUGUCCAAAGAGGCCCCUGCCAGCGUGACGCCGACCUUGGGCCAGUCUCCGCAGUCAUCGACCUUUGCCCUGCCUCGGCUGUCGGCCAAGCACUCGGAGUACCUGGUGGACUCUUUGCGGCUGGCCGCCACCUCCAUGGCCUCCAAGCUGACCGAGAUCAAGCAGUCCCUCUCCACGUCCAACACGCCCACCAGGGGGUCGUCGUAUUCGCUGCCGCGGGGCUUUGACCAGCUGCUGCUCGAAGACGACGACCAGGGCAGCAACAUGUCCCUGGAGUCCAGUCGUCGCCAAAGUAUGGACCUCCUCCUGGGCAGAGGGGAGGACCUUCUGGGAGACGACCUGGACUCUCUCCUCACCGGUGACUCCGUGCCUCUCCACCCAGUGGGUAGCGCACCGGCCUUUGUGUCUCCGGCCACCCGCAACUUCGACAGCCUCGAGGCGGUGUCUGAACGGCCCACCUCUGCAACCAAGCUUGCUCUGGAGGUGUGGCUGACCUCAUGUUCCCAGUGCAACACGUGCAAGUCUCUCCUCUACGACGAAGAGAUCAUGGACGGCUGGUCUGCCGACGAUUCCAACCUCAACACCAAGUGUUAUUUCUGCAACGACACCUUGGUGCCCCUGCUCACUGUUAGCAUCAAGGACUACCGGCUGGAAGAAGAGAGCUGUGGGAGCGCGUUGCUCAGCCCGGCCCAGUCCUCGGACAGCCUGCAGAGCGCCCCAACGCUCGUGCGACCGACGCAGCUGGAACGUGCCUCGGCGCAUCGGGAAUCCCCAGAGGUGGCGGAAGAGGCCAGCCCCUGCACGCCCUCCGGCCAGCAGGAGGCACUGCGGAGGAACUCGAGGCCUGGGAGCGUGGAUAGCGGCAACGAGACCUUCCUGCUCUUCGAGGAGAGUCCCGACGCGGCGGACGUCGCGAGACCCCCAGAGUCCUGCACGGAAACGCCGCUGGGCAGCCCCAAACGUGCAGACAAUGGGUUCCUGUCCGUCUCGGGCACGGACUCGAUCCCCCGGACGCUGUCGGAGCCUAUGGACAUCCCCUUCGCCACGGCAUCUUCGUCUGCCACCGAAGACCUCAUUUCCCUGGAUGGGCCGCCUAGCUCGGAGCUGGCUGCAACUUCGUCGGGCUCCAAUGGCGGUCCGUCGGAAAUGGCGGACGAGCGGUCGCGGAGGGUCACGGUAGGGGACCGGCCACUGGGACUGCAGUCGCCGCAACUGCUGGGGGUUGGAGGGGACCUCCUGGCGCCAGGCCCGCGGGGGGGCGGCACUCCCAUCUUCAAGCUGGGGGCAGGGAGCCUUCCGCGUUCGCGGGCCAGUCUGGCGGUUCCAGCAGGGCCCUCAGUGACCCUGGAUCCUCUGACGGUUCCGUACCUGAGCCCACUCGUGCUUCGCAAGGAAGUGGAGAAUGUGUUGGAGCACGAGGGGGAUGAGUGCCUACUCAGCCCCGGCUUCGUAGACCAUCACCCGAUCCUCUACUGGAACCUGAUGUGGUAUUUCAAGCGGCUGAAUCUGCCCAGCCACUUGCCUGAACUCAGUCUGCAAGCGUCCUCUCUGACGAGGGGCCGUGAAAUUCCAGAGCAGUGGAAGUCUCCAGAAGGCAAGGUGGUGAGCAUCAGCUGUUGCUGGGACAAUCCGAGGCUGCACGUGAACAUGGUGCCUUUCAUGUACACCCAGAUCCACAAAAACAGUGUAUCGCCGCUGCUGCUCUCUCUGGCAAUGGAGGAUAAUGAGAAACCCAUGAAAAGUCUGCGUGAUCGAGUGCUCUGGAGCGUCCAACAGAACAACGUCCGGGAGGCGGUGGUGUCGCUCCUGGCAGAGCGACAAAAGACUCGAAGCGUCCAGCGUAGGCCGAGCCUGUACAGGGACGUGCUGUUCCUUGCGCUCGCCACACUGGGCAAAGAUGCCAUCAACCAGCAAUCAUUCUACUUGGACUACCUGAAAGCGUAUGAAGAACUGGCCGCCAAGCGCGUAUCCCUGUUCAAGUACGACAAGCACCCUUCAGUGUGUGCGAUGCUGUGUCGCAAAUACUUCAGGGAUCUGGAGCUGUGGCCUGUCUCGUGAUUGCGUCGCAAAGUACAGUCACAGUAGCCCUGCGCCAUCCCUUGAUUGAGAGGUUCGAGGUUUCUCUGAAGCUCUCCCAGGGAUCUCUGCUAGAUAUCUUUUUUGUUGUGGUUCCAAGGCAACGUUUGUGUGGCCUCGCCAUUUUUCGCGUCGUGAUUUGUAGCAAAGCGGUUGUUGGCCAAGAAAUGUCUGCCCCAAAUCGGAGUGUGACGAAAUGGUCUGCCACAAAAGGUAUGAAACGGUCUGCCACCAGAGCUCUUGCCACGAAACGGUAAAAGUUGAAAUGUUGGCCCGUAAAAUACUAGUUGGCUAAGCACCAAUAUGUCUGGCCGCAUAAUGGUUGACAACGGAAAAGUCCGAGGUUUGUUGCAGGACGGUCGGAAAUCGUUAUUGCUCAGCGAGUCUCGGGCCGUGGUUUGUUUUUGCUAGCCCAACAGUUGGUGUUGCUUGAUCUGUUACACGGCGUUGUUAGUUUCUCCCCCCUGCAAUUUUGUUUUUUUAAUCUUGCAGUGUAAGUAAUCAAAUAAUGGCUGGCAAAUCGUUGAACUGGGCUUUCGAAGCUUGGUUUUGUUGGUCCUUCAUUUUUUUUUAUAGUUGACGUACCGGCUCGGCAAAGAGGAAAAGGAACGCUAUUUACGAGUUCGCCGAGUCUCUGCUCGUUUUUCGGCAGGGCCGUUAUUGGUACGUUAUUGUAGGGGCAUGCACUUGCAUGUGCUUUCUGUUGCAUGCCUAGGCUCGUUUUUCUGGUUUUUUUUUCUAGCCUUUGUAAAUAUUUAGGAGAUUCCUGUACAAUAUAGUUCAGCUUUUAUUUUUUUUUUUUCUGCCCAGUUUUCUUUUAAUGUUGCACCCUGCGCGGUGAGCCGGCGGCUUAUACGGCCGUCCCUUUUUUAACAGUUCGAUGUCGACGGCAUGUUAUAUUAUCACUAACCUAGUUGCUGUUUAUUCACCGCGUUUCGUUCUCCCACCGUCGCGCCGUUUUAUCGCCGAACGUCGACAUACAAAAACGGUACAACACGGCCGGGUGCGACCAGAAGCUAGCUCCUGGUUGGUCGUGGGCCGCUCUCCUCAGCAAAUCAAAACAACUCGUAAAUUGGUGCAGCUUAGAUGCGAUGUGUCCAAAAGAUCAGGUGUGGUUUCCUGGCUACUGAAACCACCUACCUAGGUGCUCCUUCACAAACUUCGGCGACCGUGCUGUGUUAAACUCGUUGCCAAGUUUACCUGAAAAGUUGCGUUGGCUCGGUGGACAUUCUCGAUGCAUGUCUUUUCAACCUGAAGCCAUUGUUCCUGUUAAACUGGCCCGGAGGCAUCGUGUAACCGUGCCGGUGUAGCGCCGGAGACUCGUGCACUGGUGUGUGUGUGUGUGUGUCCUGUGUGCUUUACACUUUUCUUUACACCUGUAACGUUUUUUUUUAAACAUUGCCCCUUGUUGCAACUGUAUUAUAUGACACCACUACCACCUUCUCUUGUAUAUUAAUACAUUUCCCCGGGAUAUCGGGCUUCGAAAAUAAACAACAAUGGGGGUUCUUGGGAAUUGCAUUUCUGCAGGGUUGGGUCAUGGGUUCUUUUGUCUCAGACUGUAGUCCGAAGUGUGAUAGUGUAAUGAUAAAGUUUUCUCCCGUUUUUUUUUUUCUUGUCUACAAAUGUACAUAUGUUGGCAUUUUAUGUCCAUGUUAUCUGUGAAUGCAAAUAGGAAUAAGGAAAUUAAAAUGGUUUGCAGUAAUUA
This is a messenger RNA of Ixodes scapularis (black-legged tick), 8421 nucleotides long. It is a transcript of the gene Crag, whose product is annotated as DENN domain-containing protein Crag. Gene Ontology annotation, molecular function: protein binding. The coding region runs from base 408 to 6698 and encodes 2096 amino acids. Gene Ontology annotation, biological process: regulation of Rab protein signal transduction. The transcript has 41 exons. Gene Ontology annotation, cellular component: cytoplasmic vesicle. The record is from RefSeq and is a predicted model, not a curated record. NCBI's taxonomy places the organism in Eukaryota, Metazoa, Arthropoda, Arachnida, Ixodida, Ixodidae.